This is a messenger RNA of Opisthorchis viverrini, 3896 nucleotides long. RefSeq lists its product as hypothetical. The record is from RefSeq and is a predicted model, not a curated record. Gene Ontology annotation, biological process: mRNA stabilization. Bases 186 to 3443 code for a protein of 1085 amino acids. Gene Ontology annotation, molecular function: poly(A) RNA polymerase activity; RNA binding. NCBI's taxonomy places the organism in Eukaryota, Metazoa, Platyhelminthes, Trematoda, Opisthorchiida, Opisthorchiidae. The transcript has 4 exons.
GUUGCAUCGAGCUGGUGUUUUUCAGCGCCGCCAACAUUCGAAUCCAAAUGAAUGAAAGUAAACACGGUGUAACGAAGUUUGGAUAAAUGUGAACAACUUUUCACUAUUGUUACAUAUCACACAACCAUGAUCAGUUUGGGUCCCGCUCAAUAAUCGACUGGAGUGGAUCUUGGCGAAAUUCGCGCAUGGAUAACUACCGAGACCGUCAGCUAGUCCGCAACAAGGAUGAAACUGUGUCACUGAGACUAACAUCAAAACAUGAUUCUGUUACACACUAUCUGACAAAAUCUAAUAAAUUAUCCCGCCAGCCCACAACUCUUCCUGGAUAUAACACGGUCAACAAUUCUUCGACAACCACCUUGGAUCAGAACGGUCUUAUUAAACGAGAAAAAACGCGUGCACGAAAACGUAAAGCCUACUUGACCUUUCCAAAGUGCAGAAGACCUGUGAACAUCGUCUCCAGAUCAAAAUCUGGCCCAUAUGACUCCCCAACUCCACCUUCAAACCGGAUUCAUAAUCCCACAUUAUCGGAACAAACUCGCACCAACUUACACACUGAAUCCGAAGUGCAACCUGAGCGUGGCACCCGGGGUUAUACUGUCUUAAGUAGACGGGUUUUAACCCAAAUACCCAGUGAUAAGAACCAACCGUCAAACCGUUACCAUGUGUUUAGCUUCAAACAAGUUAAACACCUUGAUGAGGUCCUGCAGACUGUGCUCACUGUUUCACCACGUCCUGUAACAUGGGAUUUUAUGGUAUAUCAUCCAUCCAGUAUUCACACUGAAGCAUGUCCGGGGCAGCUUCUGGCUAUGACGGAUGAUUCGUGUGCAACACGGUCAUCUAGCGUGGUUCCGGGGAACGCCAGCUGUACUUGUGAUCACAUCUACUGUGAAUCCCUCCCUCGGAGGACUUUCAGAGAAGUUAUUACGAGGUGUGGCCACCAUCCGCGUGCAGGGCUGGUGAACUGUAUGCCCCUCCUAUAUAUCCCUCUGGUUCAACUCAUCAGAACCAUACGCGAUCGUCUCACAGACGAGCAGAUAGUGGUACGAGAAGUCCGUCUAAACGGAGGAGCCGCUGGGUGUGUGAUUGAAGAUGCCGACGUGGACAGUUACAAUGACUUGGAUCUAAUAUUCAGUGUUGAUUUAUCCAACACCAACACUUUCACCAAAAUCAAAUCCAUCGUGUUUUCCAGCAUUUCACAAUUCCUGGCCAACACAUUUGCCUCCGGAAAGGUUGCAUAUAGCUGUACCCACAACACAUGCUUUCAUCUUCCCAAUGUCUCUCAGCGAUGGGGAUGUUCCAAGUGUACAAGGGAUAUGACAUUUUCGGAAUCUGCACUGGGUUGCAAAUUAAGUCAAGCAAAAAAUGGUGCUAUUAGCAAUCAUCAUUCAACUUCCACAUCAAUCGUUUUAAAAAGUGAGCAGAUGCCAAAGAAAUACGAAAACGAUCAGAUCCUAACAGACGUGACAGACAAAAAGGAAUUACCAUCAAAACUCGCUAAUCUUCCUGUGGACGACCAGUCCAUAUCAAAUGGUAUUCAGAAAUCUUCCGAACAUGAGCCCUCAAAUGAUUUGCGUCAUUCCACGAACACUCAAAAGGACAUGAGCUACAGCUGUACGUGUUCACCCUGUCUACCUACAAGUACUGUGAACUGUCCUGGGUGGGACAGCCUGCUACGCGACGAAUCGUACGCAAAGCAUUACAUACAAAAAAUGGUUCGAAUCCAUAAACAAAGCUCCAAAACUGCCGAUUCCUGGUCACUCUUUACUUUGGGGUUUCGCACUCCGGAAGGAGGUAAAACAAUCGAUUUAAAAUUUGUAGACCGCAUGCACAGGCAAUUCGAAUUUACUGUGGAUAGUUUCCAAAUUGUGUUGGAUAGCCUACUAACCUUUCACGAGACCUCUAGACAGCCACUCACUGAGAACUUUUACCCAACUGUUGUGGCUGAAUCCGUUUCCGGGGGCUUCACAGAAGCUGUUGGACAUCUCCGCAAUCGUUUAAUUGUAACAGCAAGGCCAGAGGAAAUUCGCGGUGGUGGACUACUGAAGUACUGUAAAUUGCUGGUGGAGGGAUACCGACCACCUGAAGACACAGAUGUCCUAUCCAUGGAAAGAUACAUGUGUUCACGGUUCUUCAUAGACUUUCCAGACAUCAUUAGUCAACACCAUCGACUGGCGUACUACCUCGCAAACCACUUUGAAGACAACGACGCUCUGAAGUCCACCUACCUGCAAAUUCUUCACGAGGUUGUGUCUCACUCGACCAUAUGUCUAAUGACACACGAACGUCAACAAACCCUAUGUCUCAUAAGGAUGUUCUUGCAAGACGAACUUACAAGGGAAGAAGCCAGUCAGUCUGUGGUGCAUCUGGAGGAAUUUUCUUCCGAUAAAUGGGCCUUAGAUUCAAUAUACUAUGGCACAAAUUUUUUUCCAAAGCAACUCUUAAUACUCUCCAGUUCAUCCGCAACCACGGUUUACCAAGAGUGUGCGAUAUGUAAAGACCAGUCCAACGCAACAGAAUGCAGAGAGCAGAAUCAGAGCCCAUUGGGCUGCACCUACCUAACAUGUGAUAACUAUUUUGCUGCCGAAAAUACCCCAGAAUCUCACUCAGCUACAAAACACAUUGCCAAAACAGAAUCCGAUGAGUUUUUUCAAAACCAUGAACCCCACUCUGCUGAUCCUGAAGAUUACGUGGAUACAAACGGAGAAACCACGCAUCACACCAAAAAGUCCGCAAAGCUCUCAACUGCAACUUUGAAGCUGCCUACAAAACAGAGAUUGAGUGAUGUUGAGGAACUCACGGAUGCUGAGACAGAGACGUCGUCGACAUCCCUCCGAUCCUACUUGUCGCAGGAGGUGCUGAAGACGCAUGAAACAAAGGAUCAUCAGCCAGCCCUAGAGUCGUUAGAACAAGGACCUAAUGCAGAUGACUCUAAACUCAACCCAGUGUCCCCUUCACUCGAUCCCACCGUUAGCACCGUGCUCAACGACACGCUAGCAGCAUAUCCCCAGAAAAUUUACUACAUUCCACAGAUUGUUACAUACUUUCCAGCAACAGACUUUCCGCGUAAUCCACAAGCUGCUGUUAAAGCUCCUGGUCUAAGUGAAGAAACUGCAUACAAUCAUGCGCAGAAUUUGAGUGAAUCGUUUACCUCCGUUGACGAGGAUACUUCACUUCCGAGAUUCUUACCUCAUUGUCAUGCAGGCAUUAUCUUUCCGUCGAUUGAACAAGUCAGUUCUUCAGAAAUAAACCAUUACGUCGGCAUCCCCUGCUCUUCCGAUGUGCAGUUUAGUUAUCUAAACCACGCGAUGAAAAAUGCAUUCCUGGCACCGAACUCACCUCUGUCCCUUUAUGUCUUUGACCAAGAUCCGUCCUACUGUCUAUAUACGAGCCCCGUUAUACCGAGUGAACCAUCCCCUUUUAUACUAGCCUACCCGAUGUAAUUUCACUUUGCUUUAAAACCACAAACGGUACCCGUCCAUUUCUUGGUCAACUCAAAUACCCUUCACUUUCGUCGUUCAAAUUUGAUUACUUAUCAGGUGAAAGAAUUUCAAACUGAAGUUUUUGUGCUGUGAACUUGUGCUGCUACCAUCGGCCCCCCUCCAAACUUCAACAUCACACUGCUUUUGAUUCUUAUCAUCUUUCUGUUUGUAUUGUGCUGUGUCUGACUUACGAAUCAUGUUUGCACUCAAAAUAAUUUAUGUCUGUGUCAGCCAACCACCAAGCCCACCAAGAUACUGAUCAAUUCACAGAAACUAAGAGAACUGUCAUAUACUGCCAGCAAAACCAACAUACUCUUCCAAAAAGACCGUUUUAUUUAUUGAUAUGUUGUUCAUAUUUGUCAGUGUACCUACCGCUAAGUACGUGUCAGAUUGCCAAAUUGUUACACAUCAAAC